UUUCCACGGCCCAGGUUUUAGUCUUUGACUUCCUACUCUCCAGCUGCACCCUGAGUCUCCCAACUCCUUCUUGUUAUCUAUUUCCUAUUCCAGGGCAGCUCAAAUUCUGCAGGGGACUGGGAACAGGUCUUCCCACCAUCUGCCCCAUACCACCCAAGGAGUUGCUCCUCAGAGAAGAAGCCAGACGGGGAAUGAGAACCCAGUGCCCCCCUGAGGGCACUGGAUUGAACCCCAAAGCCCUCCUUCCCUGCCCCUGCCCGCCCCAGGGGACACCCAUCUGAACAGUGUCUGUGUGAAUAGCAGAGGAAGGAAGAGCUCACCCUAGCUGGGCUCCUGAGCCAGGGCCAGGGCUCCUGUGAAACCCGCCGCGCUUGGCUCUGAGCAGGGCCAUCCUGCAUGCCUAAUCGGCUAUUUAAGGAGCUGUUCACCAGCAACCCAGGCAGCCUCCCCUCCCCACGUACACCCUUCCAGAGCCACCUUAAAAGCAGGAGGCAAUUGUGAAGUCGCUGCCCAGCAAAUGGAGUGAAGACUGCAGAGGGAAAUAAAAAAGAGAGGACGGAGAGAGCGGCAGCAAGAGUUUUGUAUGGGGACCCAGAAACUCACGGUACCCUAGGAAAAUCAAAUCCUCUGGAAGCCCGCAGAGACAUAGAAACAGCAAGAGAAAAAGAUAAAUACACUCAACUCCAGGAAACUCUUCUCCCUCUCUCCCUCCCUCCCUCCCUCCCUCCCUCCCUCUCUCUCUCUCUCUCUGCCUGCCCUAGUCCUCUAGUCCCCAAAUUCCCAGUACCUUGUGCUCCUUCGGAGGAUACCAUGUUGUUCUUCACCCUCCUGCUAGAGGUGCUUUGGAUCCUGGCUGCAGAUGGGGGUCAACACUGGACCUAUGAGGGCCCACAUGGUCAAGACCAAUGGCCAGCCUCUUACCCUGAGUGUGGAAGCAAUGCCCAGUCCCCCAUAAAUAUUCAGACGGACAGUGUGACUUUUGACCCUGAGUUGCCUGCUCUGCAGCCCCACGGAUAUGACCAGCCUGGUACCGAGCCUUUGGACCUGCACAAUAAUGGCCACACAGUGCAACUCUCUCUGCCCCCUACCCUGUAUCUGGAGGGACUUCCUCAAAAAUAUGUAGCUGCCCAGCUCCAUCUGCACUGGGGUCAGAAAGGAGCCCCAGGGGGGUCAGAGCACCAGAUCAACAGCGAAGCCACAGCUGCAGAGCUCCACAUCGUACAUUAUGAUUCUGAUUCCUAUGAUAGCUUGAGUGAAGCUGCUCAGAGGCCUCAGGGCCUGGCUGUCUUGGGCAUCCUCAUUGAGGUGGGUGAGGCUAAGAAUCCAGCUUAUGAACACAUUCUGAGUCACUUGCAUGAAAUCAGGCAUAAAGAUGAGAAGACCUCCAUGCCUCCCUUCAACGUGGGAGAGCUGCUUCCCCCACAGCUGGGGCAGUUCUUCCGUUACAAUGGCUCACUCACCACACCCCCCUGCUACCAGAGUGUGCUCUGGACAGUCUUCAAUCGAAGGGCCCAGAUUUCGAGGGAACAGCUGGAAAAGCUUCAGGAGACACUGUUCUCCACAGAAGGGGAGCCCCCUGAGCUCCUGGUACAAAACUACCGAGCACCCCAGCCUCUCAAUCAGCGAACGGUCUUUGCCUCUUUCAUCCAAGUAGGAUCCUUGUAUACCACAGGUGAAAUGCUGAGUCUAGGAGUAGGAAUCUUGGUUGGCUGUCUCUGCCUUCUGCUGGCUGUUUAUUUCAUUGCUAGAAAGAUUCGGAAGAAGAGACUGGGAAGCCGGAAAAGUGUGGUCUUCACCUCAGCACGAGCCACCGAGACAUAGACUCCCUCUUGGACACCAUGGAUGCCUUCCUCUCAUGCCUAUCAGGGAGCUUCUAAAAUGGGGUGCACAGAUUGGCCAGAAAAUACUAUAGGAGUAGUAGGGAGAUACCCCCCCUUCCUCUGGACAGCCCCUACAGAGAGGCAUGGACAGGCUCUCACUCAAGGAAGAACAGCAGAGUCUUCAGCCUCUCAAAACAUAUAGGAGGACAUCAGACAAUCCCUAAAUUGACAAAGCAGAGAGCAAGUUAAAUUGUAGGGGAAGCUGGGGAGGUGCCCCAAAGUCCCCCACUCCCUUACCUUUAUGUCCCUUUCCUUAGAUAUAGUGCAGGAUCUCCUUUUAGGAAAAAGGGCUGCUGUUGUUGGGGUUAUAUUUUUUUGCUCAAUAUAUUUGGAAAUUAAAGUUUCUGACCCCACCUCUGGCCUUCUCUUUGGGGCUCUUGAGUAGGAGAGUUCCUUAACCCUUAGGUGGCAGAAGUGGGCAAAGGAUAGGGAAAAAGAAGUACGGGUGAAUAACCACUGGUACCCCAAUUCUAGAAGGGGAGAUCCACUUCUGGACAAUGCUUAACCGAAAGUUUCUGACAUGUUAGACCACCAGCCCAGAUUUCUGCCCUUGCUCCAAAGCUAUGCUUGGAGGGGAUCAGAGGUUACCAGGUUAGGAAGGAGGUUGGACAAGAGAUGUGAGAGGGCAAAUUAGCAUGUUAUCCCCUCCCUUAAAAGCCAAGUUCCCCCAUAAUUAUAAAGUCCUUUUUAUUAGUCAAAAUCACAAUCACCUUGAUUAAAAGGAUGGGUCAUGCCAUCCUCAGCAGAAAAUGAUACAGUUUAUAGAAAACCUCCCCGCCCCCCACACACCCUAAUUAAAAACUAGAAAAAAUCUGCCCUCCUUCCCUGCAAUGUCAUGGUAGUCUGACUCCUCCAAGGGCAAUGCAGCUCUGGAGUGGGCCAACUCACCACAGCACCCUCCACUUCACCUUGGGGAGAGGAGGGAUGCUGGUGGUCAAGGAGGUUAAAACUUUAGUUCCAGUAAUACCAGUUCCCAAACAUGCACUUCCUUCCUUUCCCCCAAGGCCUGGGACCAAGUGGAAAGGUGGAUAGAUAUGAGCCCAGCCAUGAGAAGCAAUUUGAGGAGGGAAAAUAUAGUCCAAGGAGGUUAGGAGAAGAAUUCCAACAUACCUCCUCCCCCCCCGCAAAGAAAAAGGCAGUUUGGGGUCUCUAUCACACCAAAAAUGGCUUCCCUCAGACCUGAG
Ceratotherium simum simum (southern white rhinoceros) is the source of this 3064-nucleotide messenger RNA. NCBI's taxonomy places the organism in Eukaryota, Metazoa, Chordata, Mammalia, Perissodactyla, Rhinocerotidae. The record is from RefSeq and is a predicted model, not a curated record.